Eruca vesicaria subsp. sativa (arugula) is the source of this 555-nucleotide messenger RNA. NCBI's taxonomy places the organism in Eukaryota, Viridiplantae, Streptophyta, Magnoliopsida, Brassicales, Brassicaceae. The record is from the annotation of a GenBank genome assembly.
AUGAAGAACUACUCCCUCACGCAUUGGUCAUCUUUGCUUCAAAGAAGCAAAGAAGUACUUAACGUGGCAAAGCCCAUUGUUCCUACGAUGAAGCAGCAAGGAUUGUUAUCACAGUCUAUAUCAAGAGUCCAGAUAAGCACCAUGGCAGUUAAAGACGAUUUGAUAGUUGCUGGAGGGUUCCAAGGAGAGCUUAUCUGUAAGAGAAUCAACGAACCUGGAGUUGCAUUCUGUACUGUUCUAACAUCAGUUGAAAACGACAUCACAAACUCUGUUGAUAUAUACAACGCACCAAGUGGCUCAUUAAGAGUUAUCACCGGGAACAAUGACUGCACCGUCCGUGUACUUGACGCUACAAACUUCACCUUCCUCAAUAGUUUUACCUUUGACUGGUCGGUAAAUAACGUUACGGUGAGUCCAGACGGGAAGCUAGUAGCUAUCUUAGGAGACAGUCCCGAGUGUUUACUAGCCGAUGCUGGAUCAGGUAAAGUAAUCCACAGUCUCCAAGGCCAUCUCGACUACUCGUUUUCAUCAGCAUGGCAUCCAAAUGGUUUCUGA